Molecule: messenger RNA, 1048 nt
Organism: Cajanus cajan (pigeon pea)
Lineage: Eukaryota; Viridiplantae; Streptophyta; Magnoliopsida; Fabales; Fabaceae
Product: protein cornichon homolog 4
Biological process (GO): vesicle-mediated transport
Source: RefSeq, a predicted model, not a curated record
GAGGAAGAAAAAUGAAUUAAGCACCCUUUUAUAGAAAAGAUUCAUUCUGCAAAGGGAAAUUCAAAAGCAACGAGGUUAAGAUUAUAUUUCCCAAAAAAGAAGGAACUCCGUUUAAGAAAAAGCAAAGCGUAGGAGGAAAAGAGGAAGAGGAAGCGAUAAAGAACGGCAUGCGGUGGUGGGUGUUAUGGCGGAGGUGUUAUAUUGGAUCUUAACGUUUGUUCUCAUUUUGACCAUUCUUUGCAUCCUCGGUUACCAGCUUAUAUUGUUGGUGGACCUGGAGUUUGAUUAUAUCAACCCAUAUGAUUCAACCUCUCGGAUUAACCAGGUUGUUUUACCAGAGUUUAUCAUCCAUGGAAUCUUCUGCUUCAUCAAUCUUACGGGUGGACAUUGGUUUAUAUUCUUGAUAUCUCUCCCUUGCCUGUAUUACAAUGUGAGAUUGUACAUUAAAAGAGAGCACUUAGCAGAUGUCACUGAAAUCUACAAUAAGCUGAAUUGGGAGAAAAAAAGGCGUCUAUUCAAAGUUGCAUAUCUUGUUGUGGUUUUUGUCAUUUCUAUAGUAAGCUUGGUAUGGACCCUUACCGAGGAAGUGCAUUAAGUGGUGGAUUGCUUUCCAUGCCUGCUAAGUUGCAGGCUGAUACAUUCAACACGUUGUGGUCAAAUCCAUCUUAUGAGCUAAAUUCCAUGUGCAAGAGCCAUGGUGAGAGCCAUCCAUUGAUGACCUGAGCUCCUUGGAGAGGAACAUGUGACAAUCCAUGUUGGUGCUUAUGCAAGAAAGAGAGAAGCUUGAGAAGGUCUGAUUCUCUAAGUGAAGUUCUUUUAGAUUCUUUCUUGAGAGUUAUAGUGCUUUAGGCAUAAAAAAAGUUAUUUGAGCUCAUAGUGGUUUAGCUACAAACAUAAAUGGCUUUUGCCUAAUAUGCAUAUUUUUACUGUCAUAUUUGCUUCCUCUACAUGUAAUCCUAGGAGUAGCAGCAGCAACACCACCGUUACUAACAUUUUCUUUUAAACACUUUUUAUAAGAGUUGCAAAUUCUAUCCAAGGCAUUUGUAUU